This is a messenger RNA of Grammomys surdaster, 4358 nucleotides long. It is a transcript of the gene Ephb4, whose product is annotated as EPH receptor B4. Lineage: Eukaryota; Metazoa; Chordata; Mammalia; Rodentia; Muridae. The transcript has 17 exons. Gene Ontology annotation, molecular function: protein binding; transmembrane-ephrin receptor activity; ATP binding. Bases 490 to 3480 code for a protein of 996 amino acids. The record is from RefSeq and is a predicted model, not a curated record. Gene Ontology annotation, cellular component: neuron projection; plasma membrane. Gene Ontology annotation, biological process: cell surface receptor protein tyrosine kinase signaling pathway; axon guidance; protein phosphorylation.
AGUCUCGGCUCGGCCCAGCCCUGGCCCAGCCUGUCUCCCUCCCUCCUGCUCGGUUCCCACUUUGGCUUUCACCCUUCUUGACUGCGACCGGCGCACUCAGCCUGGCGGCGCGAGAGCCACCAACCACUCCAGGGAGCGAGGGAGACCGCGAGCAAUCGGCCCACCCCAGCCAGCCAGGGCGGGACCCCCGAAGCCCCGAAGGGACCCCUAACUCUCAGCCACGUCCCGAUCUCCGCCCGCCCAGCGACGGCCACUGCCAGGACGUCCCCCCUCAAGGCUGGCCUCCCCGCGCGCGCGCGCUGCGGCGGGGACGUGGGGGCCGCACCUGAGCGCGGGUGCCCGGCGCGCCUGCAUGGGCCAUCGCUGAGAGGCCCUCGACGGAAAGUCCCAGGAGCAGAGUCGGUGCGCACCCGCCCAGGGGAGGGUCAGACCUGGGGGGGCCAGGGCCCCCCAAACUCGGAUCGUAUUCAGCCAAAGUGAGGCGGCGCCAUGGAGCUCAGAGCGCUGCUGUGCUGGGCUUCCCUCGCCACUGCUUUAGAAGAGACCCUGCUGAACACAAAACUGGAAACGGCGGAUCUGAAAUGGGUGACUUACCCUCAGGCGGAGGGCCAGUGGGAGGAGCUAAGCGGCCUGGAUGAGGAACAGCACAGCGUGCGCACCUAUGAGGUGUGCGACAUGAAGCGUCCAGGGGGCCAGGCACACUGGCUGCGCACUGGCUGGGUCGCAAGGCGAGGUGCUGUCCACGUGUAUGCCACGAUACGCUUCACCAUGAUGGAAUGCCUGUCCCUGCCGAGGGCCAGUCGCUCCUGCAAGGAGACAUUCACUGUCUUCUAUUAUGAGAGCGAAGCUGAUACUGCUACGGCCCAUACGCCGGCCUGGAUGGAGAACCCCUACAUCAAGGUGGACACGGUGGCCGCAGAACACCUGACUCGGAAGCGCCCUGGAGCUGAAGCCACAGGAAAAGUUAACAUCAAGACACUGCGCCUGGGUCCUCUCAGCAAGGCGGGCUUCUACCUGGCUUUCCAGGACCAAGGAGCCUGCAUGGCCCUGCUCUCCUUGCAUCUCUUCUACAAGAAGUGCUCCCGGCUGAUCACGAACUUGACCUACUUCCCGGAGACGGUGCCUCGGGAGCUCGUGGUGCCGGUGGCAGGUAGCUGUGUGGCCAAUGCGGUCCCUACCGCCAACCCCAGCCCCAGCCUCUAUUGCCGGGAAGACGGUCAGUGGGCUGAGCAGCAGGUCACCGGCUGCAGCUGCGCACCAGGGUACGAGGCCGCGGAAGGAAACAAAGUAUGCCGAGCCUGUGGCCAGGGAACCUUCAAGCCUCAAAUAGGAGAAGACUCCUGCCUGCCAUGCCCAGCCAACAGCCACACAAAUAACGUUGGGUCUCCCGUCUGCCUGUGUCGGAUUGGGUAUUACCGAGCCCGCUCAGACCCCCGGAGUUCACCUUGCACCACCCCACCCUCUGCUCCAAGAAGUGUGGUUCCCCAACUGAAUGGCUCCUCCCUGCGUCUGGAAUGGAGUGCUCCCCUUGAGUCCGGAGGCCGAGAGGACCUCACUUAUGCCGUACGCUGCCGAGAGUGCCGUCCUGGGGGUUCCUGCUUGCCCUGUGGGGGCGACCUGACCUUCGACCCUGGUCCUCGAGACCUCGUUGAGCCCUGGGUGUCGAUCCGAGGGCUGCGUCCUGAUGUUACCUAUACCUUUGAAGUUGCUGCUUUGAAUGGUGUGUCCACCUUAGCCACCGGGCCACCUCCUUUUGAGCCUGUCAACGUCACCACUGACCGUGAGGGGCGCAUUGGGUUUCUUUCUCCUGCAGUGCCUCCCGCAGUGUCUGACAUCCGAGUGACUCGGUCGUCACCCAGCAGCUUGAUCCUGUCAUGGGCUAUUCCCAGAGCACCCAGUGGGGCUGUGCUGGACUAUGAGGUCAAGUAUCAUGAGAAGGGAGCAGAGGGCCCCAGCAGUGUACGUUUCCUAAAGACAUCAGAAAACCGAGCUGAGCUCCGGGGCCUGAAGCGGGGAGCCAGCUACCUGGUCCAGGUUCGCGCACGGUCCGAGGCUGGCUACGGACCCUUUGGCCAGGAGCAUCACAGUCAGACUCAGCUGGAUGAGAGCGAGAGCUGGCGGGAGCAGCUGGCCCUGAUUGCAGGCACUGCAGUUGUGGGCGUGGUCCUGGUCCUGGUGGUCGUUGUCAUUGCAGUUCUCUGCCUCAGGAAGCAGAGCAAUGGAAGGGAAGUUGAAUACUCGGAUAAACAUGGGCAGUAUCUCAUUGGGCACGGUACCAAGGUCUACAUUGAUCCCUUUACUUAUGAAGACCCUAAUGAGGCAGUGAGGGAAUUUGCCAAAGAGAUCGAUGUCUCCUAUGUCAAGAUUGAAGAGGUAAUUGGUGCAGGUGAGUUCGGUGAAGUUUGCCGGGGUCGGCUGAAGGCACCAGGGAAAAAGGAGAGCUGUGUGGCCAUCAAGACCCUCAAGGGUGGCUACACGGAGCGCCAGAGGCGUGAGUUCCUGAGCGAAGCCUCCAUCAUGGGUCAGUUUGAGCAUCCCAACAUCAUCCGCCUUGAGGGUGUGGUCACCAACAGCGUGCCGGUCAUGAUCCUCACGGAAUUCAUGGAGAACGGAGCCCUGGACUCCUUCCUCCGGCUGAAUGAUGGGCAGUUUACGGCCAUCCAGCUGGUGGGCAUGCUGCGGGGCAUCGCCUCGGGCAUGCGGUACCUGGCCGAAAUGAGCUACGUCCAUCGAGACCUGGCUGCUCGUAACAUCCUGGUCAACAGCAACCUGGUCUGCAAGGUGUCCGACUUUGGCCUCUCCAGAUUCUUGGAGGAGAACUCCUCUGAUCCCACCUACACAAGCUCCCUGGGAGGAAAGAUUCCCAUCCGAUGGACCGCCCCUGAGGCCAUUGCCUUCAGGAAAUUCACUUCUGCCAGUGAUGCCUGGAGCUAUGGGAUCGUCAUGUGGGAGGUGAUGUCUUUUGGAGAACGGCCUUACUGGGACAUGAGCAACCAGGACGUGAUCAAUGCUAUUGAACAGGACUACCGGUUGCCCCCUCCUCCAGACUGCCCCACCUCCCUCCACCAGCUCAUGCUGGACUGUUGGCAGAAGGACCGGAAUGCCCGGCCCCGCUUCCCUCAAGUGGUCAGCGCUCUGGACAAGAUGAUCCGGAAUCCCGCUAGCCUCAAAAUCGUGGCCAGGGAGAAUGGCGGGGCCUCACAUCCACUCUUGGACCAACGGCAGCCUCACUACUCUGCUUUUGGGUCUGUGGGCGAGUGGCUUCGAGCCAUCAAGAUGGGAAGAUACGAAGAAAGUUUUGCAGCGGCUGGAUUCGGCUCCUUUGAGGUGGUCAGCCAGAUCUCUGCAGAGGACCUUCUCCGAAUUGGAGUCACUCUGGCAGGACACCAGAAAAAAAUCUUAGCCAGUGUGCAGCAUAUGAAGUCCCAAGUUAAGCCAGGAGCCCCUGGUGGGACAGGAGGACCAGCCCAGCAGUUCUGACCUCCAAGGACUCACCGCCCCGGGGCUGUGGCCAAGUCUUCUUUCCAGGGGCAGAGUUGGGUGGGGACUCACACGAUGAGCCCGUCUCCCUCACCACAGCUUCCCACUGGAUUGCACUUUGAACAGAGGAGGUCGGAGCUGUUAAUCCUGGAGACCCAGGAUUUGGGGAACUGUGCCAUAUGGAGUGAGAAGAAUCACACGUGUGCCUUGGCGGGGAACCCCAAACUCAAGAGUGAAUCUUUUCCUCAAGACUGGGCAAAGAAACAUCCCUACAUCUCUAAUCUCCCAUCUUCCCAGAGGGCUCUCUCCCCAAGCGCCUUCUACCUUAACGGGCAUGUCCCUGCAGACCAAAGAGAAAGGGUGACCAGCCUGCCAACUUGGGAGUGGAAAAUGCCAUCCCAGGAGGCAGGAAGGGUCUGUCAGGACCCGGUGAUGUAAUCAUUGGAUUUUGAUGUCCCAACUUGCUGUCACCACCAAAGGCAAUCAUUUUUCCCUUGUAAAUGCCCCUCCCCUCAUCGGCCUUCAUAUUGAAGGUUCUGAAGUUUUACUAUUUUUUAUUUGGUUAUUUUUUUCCCUCCUUUUCCCCCCCUCCUUGUCCAGAUUUUGUGCAUUGAAGGGUACCUGGUUCCACUAUCUCCUGUUGGGAAUAAGGACCCAUUGGUGUAUGUUCUAGAAACAGUGCUUUCGACAGUUCUUCCUCCUUCCCUCCCCCCAAGUGCCCCCAAGCUGUGUUGUGAGUGGAGGGGAGGGGCUGAUGUUGUAAAAGGGACAGGAGGGUGGUGGCAGUCAAGAGGCAGACAACAGUGCUUGGAAGGGGGUUCUUAAAUUAUAUUUAAAAAGAAACUUUUUUUGUAUAAAUAAAAGAAAAUGGGAUAUGU